UUAGAAUUAUUUAAGGCUUGGAAGAAGAAGACAUUUCCAGGCGGCCAACUUUGUUAAGCGUUCACCCUCCCAUCCAUUUCCGUCAGUAGUUGAGUAAUAAAUACAUAGAGCAUAUUUCCAAAUUUGAACACCAAAGAUUCAUUGUCUUUAUCCGUCCGUCAUAGCUGGAUGUGAUGAUGAUUUCUCUCUCUUGUUCUAUUUGAUGUGGACUCAUUUCUUGGAAAAAAAUAAUAAUAAGGUUAAUUAUUAGUUGUGAAUUGUGUGUGAGGAUGCUAAUUUACGGCCCCCUAUCACCUGGUCAGGUGUCAUUUUUUCUUGGAAUUGUGCCGGUAUGUGCUGCUUGGUUAUAUUCAGUGUAUUUGGAGUACAAGAAAAAUUCAGCAUCAUCCAAAGUUGGCAGUCAUUCUGAUAUGAUCAAUUUGGUUGAGUUGGGAAAUGAAGCAGUCAAAGAAGACGAUAGAGCGGUUCUAUUUGAAGGAGGUGAUCUUCAAUCAAAAUCGCCUAGAAUCAGAAGUUCAUCUAUGACGUCUCAGAUUACUAGUUUUUUCUUGAUGGAUGAAACUUUCUUGCAUGAAAAUCGGUUAACUCUGAGAGCAAUAUCAGAGUUUGGUGUCCUUUUGACUUACUUUUACCUAUCUGACCGUACAAAUCUAUUUGGUGAAUCAAAGAAGAGCUAUAAUCGUGAUCUUUUCCUCUUCCUCUACUUACUUCUCAUCAUAGUCUCUGCAAUCACUUCUUUUAAGAUCCACCAUGACGACAAGUCGGCUUUGAUCUCCGGAAAAUCCAUAAUGUAUUUGAAUAGGCAUCAAACUGAAGAAUGGAAAGGAUGGAUGCAGGUAUUAUUUUUAAUGUAUCACUACUUUGCUGCCACAGAAAUUUACAAUGCUAUACGAGUUUUUAUAGCUGCAUAUGUAUGGAUGACUGGAUUCGGAAACUUCUCUUACUACUACAUCCGCAAGGAUUUCAGCAUUGCAAGAUUCACUCAGAUGAUGUGGAGGCUUAAUUUCUUGGUAUUUUUUAGCUGUGUUGUCCUUAACAACAGUUACAUGUUUUACUAUAUAUGCCCCAUGCAUACUCUUUUCACUCUGAUGGUUUAUGGGGCCCUUGGUAUAUUCAACAAAUACAAUAAUAAUGGAACUGUUAUUGCCAUUAAAUUCAUUGCCUGCUUCUUGGUUGUUAUUCUGAUUUGGGAAGUUCCAGGAGUCUUUGAGGUGGUUUGGAGCCCAUUUACUUUCUUCCUUGGAUAUGCUGACCCAGAUUAUCAUUCAAAUUUCUUCCUUGGAUAUGCUGACCCAGAUUAUCAUUCAAAACCCAAGCAGUCUCUCUUGCACGAAUGGAAAUUCCGUUCAGGUCUUGAUCGUUACAUAUGGAUAAUUGGGAUGAUAUAUGCAUACUAUCAUCCAACAGUAGAGAGAUGGAUGGAGAAACUUGAGGAAACCGAAGUGAAACGUAGGAUAUCAAUAAAAGCAGCUGUUGUCAUAAUGUCGCUCGCGAUGGGAUAUCUUUGGUAUGAGUACAUAUACAAGCUCCCGAAGAUCAUGUAUAACAAAUAUCAUCCAUACACAUCUUGGAUACCAAUAACUGUCUACAUAUCCUUGAGGAAUGUUACCCAAUAUUUUCGAAGCCACACUUUAACCCUUUUUGCAUGGCUUGGGAAGAUCACUUUGGAGACCUAUAUAUCCCAAAUCCAUAUAUGGUUAAGAUCUGGUGUGCCGGAUGGACAGCCUAAAAAGUUGCUAUGUUUGAUCUCCGACUACCCAUUGAUGAACUUCAUGCUCACCACUGCCAUAUAUGUUGCAGUUUCUCACAGAUUAUUUGAAUUGACAAACACUUUGAAAUCCACAUUUGUUCCGUUGAAAGAUGAUAAACGUCUUGGCUACAACAUAGUUGCGGCUUUACUUGUAUCAGGUCUUCUCUAUGUCUUGUCCUCUGUAUUUCUAAGGAUACCUCAGAUGCUGGUGUAA
Capsicum annuum is the source of this 1964-nucleotide messenger RNA. RefSeq names its product protein REDUCED WALL ACETYLATION 2-like. The record is from RefSeq and is a predicted model, not a curated record. The transcript has a single exon. Gene Ontology annotation, cellular component: Golgi apparatus. Gene Ontology annotation, biological process: plant-type secondary cell wall biogenesis; xylan biosynthetic process; xyloglucan metabolic process. NCBI's taxonomy places the organism in Eukaryota, Viridiplantae, Streptophyta, Magnoliopsida, Solanales, Solanaceae. Gene Ontology annotation, molecular function: acetyltransferase activity. The coding region runs from base 270 to 1964 and encodes 564 amino acids.